CGAAGGAGCCAGCGCCGCCCUCGCGCCCGCGCGGUUGUCAGGGAGAAGCAAGAUGGCGGCAGCGACGGCGGAGGAGGACACGGAGCUGCGGGACCUGCUGGUGCAGACGCUGGAGAGCAGCGGGGUGCUUAAUAAGAUCAAGGCAGAGUUGCGAGCAGCUGUUUUUUUGGCAUUAGAAGAACAAGAGAAAGUUGAGAACAAAGCACCUCUGGUAAAUGAAAGCUUGAGAAGCUUUUUAGGUACAAAAGAUGGUCGCCUGGUGGCAGGCCUUGUUGCAGAAUUUCUACGGUUUUUCAAUCUUGAUUUUACAUUAGCUGUUUUUCAGCCUGAAUCAAGCACACUAAAUGGCCUCGAUGGUCGAGAAAACUUAGCUCGAGAUCUGGGAAUUAUAGAAGCAGAAGGUACUGUGGGUGCUCCCCUGUUGUUGGAGGUUGUUAAAAAAUGUCAGCAGACAAAGAUUUCGGGCAGUGGAGAAGUGGCUUUAGUUCUAAAUGACAGCCUGUGCCCCACAUCAAAAUCAUCUGAUGGAAGAUCAAGUACGCACUCUAUACCAAAUAAGACUGCUGAAACUACUCAAAGUGAUACAAGUGUCUCCUCAGGGGAAGCAAGCAAAAGAAGCAUUCAUUUUCUGCCUAAUGAAACAAAACUAGAUUCUGAACUAGAAAACAAAGACUUAAAUACCAAAGAAAAAAGCGUGGAAGAAGAUGAUGUAGAGGGAGAUUCUUUUUUUGAUGAUCCCAUACCCAAACCAGAAAGAACUUAUGGCUGGAAAACUGAAGCUAAUAAACCAGGAGGUCUAGCAUCCCUUUCUGAUGCACCGCCUCUAAAAAGUGGAUUAAGCUCCCUGACAGGUGCACCUUCACUAAAGGAGCCUGAUAAUUUCAAUAGAAACUCUGUUUUGAAAGACCUGCGGUUGGUGAAUGCAAAACUGGGAUCACUAGAAUUAGGAAAUGGAGGUGACGAUGAGUAUGCUGAUGACUUCAACAGUACUAGUCAUCGCUCAGAAAAAAGUGAUAUCAGUAUUGGUGAAGAAAUUGAUGACUUUUCUGUGGGAACAGAAGAGAGUAAUACCAGUGAUAAACUUGAAGGCAUCACACAAGACCUUACGAUUUCUCAGUUAAGUGAUGUUGCGGACUAUCUAGAAGAUGUGGCAUAGAAUUGGACAGCAAAACUGUUUCAUUGUGCUGGACUAGAAGACUGCUGUGGACUGUUGAUUUCAGACAAUCACUUUUAGCUGGAAUGUCCACUCCCGAUUUGUGCCUUGUGUUUCAAAAAGACUGUACAUGGAGAAAGCUUUUAAAUAUUCUUGACAAGAACUAAGUGAAAUAAUGCGUUCCCAUUUGAGUCUGAUAUCAAAAUUAUUUUAUUUGGUUCAGCCAAACCAUUUACAGCAGGAGGUAGAUUUUCCAAGCAGAAUGUCCAUUGCUGGCAGUGGGCAUAAUAAAAACCAAUUGAUUAGAGAACAUCUAUAGAGAGGCUUGUGGCUUUAUAAUGAACUUGUGCUGUUAUUGUAACAGUCUGCUUUUUUUUUUUUUUUUUAAAGAUAACCAAAGCAAGAACCUUCAGAGGUAGUGGUUCAACUCAUGCUUUUAACACAAUUUUGUCAAGUCAGCAUGUAAUACAUGCUUACAGUAACUCUAGCCACAAUACCUGAUUGCUCCAGACGUACUGGAAGCUGCUCGUUUUCAGACUCUUCUGAAAGUUAGGCUUGUUUUUUUAUUUAAGAAGGCAUAUCAAGUUGAGAGUAUCUAAACUCUCAAAUCUAAAUAUAGCUAAAUUUAGGAGCUAAAUUUAGCACUAGUCUUAACUCCGAAUAUUCUUGUUCAAAUAUGUUUGUCAGACCAUUGAUGUUAAGACUUGAUCUGUUUUCAUACAUGAUGAUUUCAUUGAUGUUAUCUGUUGUUAAAUCACAAAAUGUAAUUUUGUAAGGAUCCACAAAUAAUUAACUAAAUCUUGUUGGGUUUUGUUAAGUUUUUAACAGUGUGGUAGUGGUUUGUGGAGCUUUCAUUUUUGAGAGCUCUUCACGUGCUGUAAGCUCACUUUCAUUCUUAAAAGUCCUUAUUAUGUAAAAAUGAGCACCAAAAAGUGAAACCACUAACCAUCUGUUUUUCAGAUUCUAACUGCUGUACAGAAUUAAGUACAAAUACUUAAAAACACCACAAUGAAGACAUUAUGGACACUUAUCUAGCUAAGAGCAGAUUCUUGUAUUUUCAUUAUAUUCUUGCAAAUCAGGGUCAGUAAUGGAAACACUGACAGUUCUUUAAUGGUACUGUUUUACACGGCGCUGCUCGAAUAUAUAGGUCACGGACAUUUGUAAUACUGGAAAAAGACUUCAAAAUGUGCACUUUCUGAACAUUGUGAACACAUUUGGAAAAUAUACAUGUAUGUGAAUAUCAAUAACUUAAUUUUUUUUUUGUAAGGUUUUGUAAUUUUUUUCAGAAACACUGUUGGCCUCUCAGCAAUGAUCAGCACAGUGGAAGUAGCAUGCUAAACUAAAGCCAUUGGAUAAGCAUAUAGAGCUGCUACUAGCAUUGAGUGCUGACUUAAAUCUCUUUUUGCACUGGGCCAGCUGGCAUGGAGCAGUGCUGAGAAGUUAGCCUUGUACAGUACAUAAGGAAUUUGAGAGGAGAGAGGAAAUGUGUGCCUUUUAUUUAUGUGCACCCCAAAAUAGCCAGCAAAAAAGCAUCAGAAUAUUAAGUCAUGGUGUUAACUUCUAACUUUGUGCCAUAUUGUAACAGCCAAACACAGAGGAAAAUUGUUCACCCCCCAAAAAUCAAAUGUGCCAUAGACUUCAAACAACAACAGUGUUGUAACAUAUGAUGCAUUCUGUGUAAGAGUUUUAUUAAGUAUGAGGGAAGCUGUGCCUCAAGACUUUGUGUGAAAAGUUUGGUUUGGGCUUGCUUUUUUUUUUUUUCUUUAAGAGUAACAGCGUGUCUGAAGAAAAUAAAUUCUACUUGAAUACCUGGGACUAAUUGAUUUCUGGCAUUCAUUUUUAAGACUUAUAGAACAAUGUAGACAGUGUUGUUUGAUUUUGUUUUGGUUUUUUUUUACGUGUCUUGAGAGAACGUUUUCUGUUACUUGUUAGCUGUAGGAUAUGUGGCAACUUAUCAUACCAAAAAAAGAAAAACUUUAUUAAAUGAUUACUAAUUGCAUUUGAAGAUGCGGCCUUUUAAAUAGCCAAUUAGAUAUUUUAAGUGUUAACAUCAGUUUUAUUAGCAGCAAAGUGUUCUGUUACCUUGGGGGUUAAUUGGAGACCUUACCCUUUGGCUCUGGCUCUUAUUUAAAAAAAUACUAAAAAGCGUUCAAAGUCUCCAUGCUGUUCCUCCUGUGCGCUUUACUGAAUUGUGUAUAAUAAUUCAAAUUGCAAAAUAAAGCUCUUAUGCUGGCUAACUUGUAUUUUUGUGACUUCUUGUAUCAAAAUAUCUUAACAUUUAGGAAGUUCAGGAAACAUGUUAGUUAAUCAGAGUUAGUCCAGUCUGCAGUUGAGAAUGUGUGCCUGCUCAGGGUUUCUUCCAAGCCCAAAGGAACAUUCAGAUCUUGAUGGUGAAUUUUAAAGAUUGAUUAAGACCAGACUUAAUAGGGUUACUGGGUAUCAGUCUGAGUUGUCAGAUGGUCUAUGAUUCAACAGACAGGAAAGAAAAAAUCCAAUCUUGUUUGGCAAUGUUUUGUCUUGUUUACCAAGGUUAGAUUUACUCACUCAAAACAUGUCUGACAAGCUAAGCUCUCUUGAAUGCCCAACUUGCUGUAUAUUACAAACCAUAUUGUUCAGUAUUUUACAUUAGGUUUCUCCCUAAAGGGCCUAAUGCAGUUGAAUACCAAACCUUGCGUGUCUGUUAA
Messenger RNA from Cuculus canorus (common cuckoo), 3837 nucleotides. RefSeq names its product centrosomal protein 43 (gene CEP43). Gene Ontology annotation, biological process: microtubule anchoring. The transcript is spliced from 12 exons. Bases 53 to 1156 code for a protein of 367 amino acids. The record is from RefSeq and is a predicted model, not a curated record. Gene Ontology annotation, molecular function: protein binding. NCBI's taxonomy places the organism in Eukaryota, Metazoa, Chordata, Aves, Cuculiformes, Cuculidae. Gene Ontology annotation, cellular component: centrosome.